Neohortaea acidophila is the source of this 804-nucleotide messenger RNA. Its product is annotated as Triosephosphate isomerase. The transcript is spliced from 2 exons. Gene Ontology annotation, molecular function: triose-phosphate isomerase activity. The record is from RefSeq and is a predicted model, not a curated record. Lineage: Eukaryota; Fungi; Ascomycota; Dothideomycetes; Mycosphaerellales; Teratosphaeriaceae. Bases 1 to 804 code for a protein of 267 amino acids. Gene Ontology annotation, cellular component: cytosol. Gene Ontology annotation, biological process: gluconeogenesis; glyceraldehyde-3-phosphate biosynthetic process; glycolytic process.
AUGUAUGCCCACACACUGCAACACAAGGCCGAGGCGCCUGCUCCCGCCACAGGCAAGAAGGGCGGUCGGCAGUUCUUCGUGGGCGGCAACUUCAAGAUGAACGGAACCAUCAGCCAGAUCAAAGAGAUUGUCGGUCACCUCAACGACGCCAAGUGCGACUCCGACGUGGAAGUCGUCAUCUCCCCUCCCGCCAUCUACCUCCUGCUCGCGCGAGAGCACCUGCGCAAGGGCAUUGAAGUGGCGGCGCAGAACGUGUUCGACAAGCCCAACGGCGCCUUCACCGGCGAGAUCAGCGUCAGUCAGUUGAAGGACUCCGGCAUCACGUGGACCAUUGUCGGCCACUCGGAGCGGAGGACGAUCAUCCAGGAAGCCAACCACUUCGUCGCCAACAAGGUCAAGGCGGCACUCGACGGCGGCCUCGGCGUCGUCCUCUGCUGCGGCGAGACAUUGGAGCAGCGCGAGAGCAACAAGACCAUGGACGUCGUGCUGGCGCAGCUCGGCGCGGUCGCGAAGGAGGUCAAGGACUGGAGCAAGAUUGUCAUUGCAUACGAGCCGGUGUGGGCCAUUGGCACGGGCAAGGUGGCCAGCAACGAGCAGGCGCAGGAAGUGCACCACGCCAUCCGCGAGUGGCUGGGCAAGGAUGUGAGCUCCGAGGCGGCCAAUGCCACGCGAAUCAUCUACGGCGGCAGUGUCAGUGAGAAGAACUGCAAGGACUUGGCCAAGCAGGCCGACAUUGACGGCUUCUUGGUUGGCGGCGCGAGUUUGAAGCCCGCCUUUGUCGACAUCAUCAACGCCAGGUCGUGA